Magnolia sinica is the source of this 1478-nucleotide messenger RNA. Its product is annotated as transcription factor bHLH93-like. The transcript has 4 exons. Gene Ontology annotation, molecular function: DNA-binding transcription factor activity; sequence-specific DNA binding; protein dimerization activity. The record is from RefSeq and is a predicted model, not a curated record. The coding region runs from base 240 to 1220 and encodes 326 amino acids. Gene Ontology annotation, cellular component: nucleus. Gene Ontology annotation, biological process: regulation of DNA-templated transcription. Lineage: Eukaryota; Viridiplantae; Streptophyta; Magnoliopsida; Magnoliales; Magnoliaceae.
GAGGAUAGGUGAUCAUCAUUUUUUAAAUAGUGUAAAACUAACAUAGAGACUAGACUUUUUCAUACUAUAUUGCAUUUAUUAAAUAGAAGAGGUGUUUUUAUGUGAUUCUACAUAUUCCAUCAAACAUGCUGCAACUUCCUGAUAUCAAGGCUCUUUGCUUUCAUUAGCAUUAUCUUAGCUGUCGGGCAUUCUUUAGCAUUCUUUUAGCUGGGGUGUGUGUGUGUGAGAGAGAGAGAGAGAUGGAAGUUGAUGAGCUUGGUUUCUUACAGGAGCUUCUUGCUCUAAAAAGAGAGACAUGGGAGAGCUUCCCAACAGGAAGGAAUGAGUUCUUUUUCACUAAUGAAGAAAGCUUUGAUUGUUUUAAAGAAAACCCAAGUUUGAUUUUUCCAUAUUCCUCAAAUGAAGGACUUUCCACGUCAAAUGAACCCGCUUUCUGUUAUCCAUCGAAUCAAGUGUAUUUGCCACUUGAUGAUGAAUUUUCAGCUAAUGAGAUUGAUUCAUCAGCUAAGAAACACAACACCAUGCCAUUUCCGAUUCAAGAAGAUUGCCCACUGGUUACGGAGAGUGCAGGGCUUGGCUUACUUGGCAAUAAUCUUCAUAAUUCAGAGAAGAAACAGAGGAUUUGUGAUGUGGAGUGGGCUCCAACAGCUAAAACUCCAGUUUUCGACUUGGAGUUGCAUCGAAUGAAGACAUUGGAAAGGAAGCCAGCGAAGAAUCUGAUGGCAGAGAGAAGAAGAAGAAAGCGAUUGAAUGAUCGGCUUUCAAUGCUUCGAUCAGUGGUUCCUAAGAUUAGCAAGAUGGAUAGAACAUCUAUACUCAGCGAUACCAUCAACUACAUGAAGGAACUCCUAGACAGGAUCAAGAAUCUGCAAGAAGAAACUCAAGUGGGUUCGACUCAGCUGAAUCCAUCGAGCACUUCCAAGGAGACAAAACCAAAUGAAAUACUGGUCAGGAACACUCCCAAGUUUGAUGUGGAACGAAGAAGUACAGAUACUCAGAUAGAUAUUUGCUGUGCAGCGAAGCCAGGACUGUUGCUAUCAACAGUAGCUACACUAGAAACUCUAGGCCUCAACAUUCAACAGUGUGUUGUGAGUUGUUUCAGUGAUUUUGGAAUGCAAGCUUCUUGCUCUGAGGAAAUGGAGGAGAAAGCGAGACGGAGUUCUGAAGAGAUAAAGCAAGCACUACUCGAGAAUGCAGGUUAUGGAGGGAGAUGUAUGUAGAAGUGAAGAAACAAAAAUGUCUGGUCAGUACAAGGCUUAAGAAUUUCAAUCAGUUUCAGUAAGCUUAAGGAGAGUAGCAUGUCAGAGAUUACAGUUCUUGAAGCCUUUAAAGGUUGUAGUAACGAUUCUAAAUAAAAGGGUUGAUAAUCACUAGAGCCGCAGACCAAGCUCGCUGAUUGAUUUAUGUAAUAUGUUUAUUUUGAUUGGAGAUGUUUAUCAAAUAGAGGAAUGCUAGUAUGCAGUAUAUGUUGAAUAGAA